CACUGGAUGCCUAAGUAGGGGAUUUGUGGUGUUUUGCAUUUCUCUUUAGAUCCCUCCAAUCUUUGCUCAACAUCACAACGGCCCCGGAUCUUUGCCGAAGGCAUCAACGAAAUGUUGCUCCUUCAGACUCUCCCUGGAUCCAACAGUCCCGUCGUGCAAGGUGUCUGACCGGCCGACGACCCGCCUACCCCUCUGACAUCAUCCCUGCACCAACACAAUCGCGAAAGUUGAAACUAACAAGUGAGCGAUAUUACCCUGCCAAACCAGCAAAACCGCUGCCUAAACACCAAGCUUUCAAAAGAUCACGACAUCCCGCUCUUGUCAUCGACUCCCGACACCUCAUGCCACACCAGUAACAGCGACUCUCAACACAACCCUCCAUCAAUCUCAAUUCAUCACCAAAAACCACCACCAUGGACCCCUCCUCCCGCAACCCGCCACAGCCACCCCCCCUCUUUGCAACCACCCCAACCCAAAUCCUCACCACAAUCCGCACCCUCAUAACAACCCACCACUCAGCCCAAUCCUCCAUAAUCUCAACCGUCCUCCCCCAAGACGCAACCUACGGCAACACCCUUCUCCCCCUAGCCCACGCCGAAAACGCCCUCUACUUGACCUCCUCCCUCCUCCUCUUCCACAACGCCGUCUCCCCAGACGCAGCAACCCGCGACGCCUCCUCCCAAGCCCGCUCCCUCCUCCGCGAGGCAGAAGUCGAAUCCGCCACAAACGAAGCACUCUUCACCCUCGUCGACGCAGUCUACAAUGACACCGCUGAAACGCGCUACCUCAACCCAGAAGCCAGAAACUAUCUCCACAAAAAACACAAAGAAUUCGUCAAAAACGGCCUCCGGAUCGCCGCCGGCCCAGACCGGGACCGCUUCCGCGUCAUCCGCGCCGAGAUCGAGACCUUGACCGCAGAGUUUGCAAAGAAUUUGGCGGAAGCGGAUGUCUCGCUAUACUUCACCCCGCGGGAACUAGACGGCUUCCCACCCGACGCCCUCGCCCGCCUGGAAUCCGGAGACGACAGCCCCGAGACAGCAGGUAAACUCCGCAUCAGAAUCCCCCUUCAUCUCUCCCAACUUCUUCGCACAGCGCGCCGGCCCAACACGCGCCGCCGGGCCCGGUUCGCAUACGACACCCGCUGCGCCGCCAACGUCCCCAUCUUCCGGCGCGUCGUCCUGCUCCGCCAUGAGGCUGCUCGGCUGCUGGGGUACCCUGACCAUGCGACCCUCGCGACGGAAGAUAAGAUGGCUGGGUCCCCGUCCCACGUCACAUCCUUUCUCUCCUCUCUACGAGAAAAGCUAGUUCAGGGCGGACGCGACGAAAAGGAACGGUUACUUAAACUCAAGAGGCGCGAUGUCGAAGACGAGAGGGGCGAGAUCUACGACGGGAAGUUGUAUACCUGGGACACGGCGUAUUAUACCAACCUCUUGCUGAGAGAAGGGUACGCAGUCGACCAUGAAAUGAUUGCAGAGUACUUUCCGCUCGAGCAGACCGUCGAAGGCAUGCUCAGCAUCUUCGAGAGGCUUUUCGGGAUGAAAUUCUGCGAGGUUGCUGGGAAGGAGGCGAGGAAUACCUUGUCGAGUUCGGGUAAGGGGGAAGAUAUCGUCUGGCAUGAGGACGUGCGACUUUUCUCCGCGUGGGAUUCUGCUGGUGAAGGGGGUGGGUUUUUGGGGUAUCUUUACCUUGAUCUAUACCGCCGGGAUGGGAAGUAUGGAAAUCCGGCGAACUUCAGUCUCGUGCCUGGCUUCACAAACCCAGACCAAACACGCACACACCCCUCCACAGCCCUCCUCUGUUCCUUCCCCCCUCCUUCCCCUUCUCCGUCCUCCUUAUCCGCAUCCUCUCCAACCCUCCUCCGCCACGCCGACGUGGUAACCCUCUUCCACGAACUAGGCCACGCAAUCCACGACCUCGUCUCCCGCAACCUCUUCGCGCGCUUCCACGGGCCCAUGGGCACCGUCGUCGACUUCGGAGAGGCGCCCUCGCAGAUGCUCGAGAACUGGUGCUGGAGCGCGGAGCAACUACGCGGACUCGGCCGGCAUUAUUCUUAUUUAUCUGAAGGGUGCUUGGCGGACUGGCGGGAGAAGCAGAUUGCCAGAGGGGUACCCGGAGAAGAAGGGGCGGGGGCAGGUAUAACGCAGCCUCCGGAACGGAUCCCAGAGGACAUCGUCGAGGGCCUGGUUGCCGCGAAGCAUGUUGGCCAGGGGCUGGGGACGCUGCAGCAGCUUUUUAUUAGUGUCUUUGAUAUGGCUGUUCAUCAGUUGCCUGCGUCGAUCAUCACGCAAGAGGAACCAUCCACUAUCGUCGCCGCCGGUGCCGUCAAGGGUGAAGCUGCCGUGGACUUUACGAUGCUCUGGAACAGCCUCCGACGAGAAAUCGUCCCAACGGAUGAUCCGCCAAUCCUACCGAAUGACGAUACCAACUGGGGACACGGGUAUACUAACAUCGGACACUUGAUGGAUGAGUAUGAUGCUGGGUUCUACGGGUACUUUUUCUCACAAGUCUACGCGCAAGACAUGUUCUCAACAGUCUUUGAAGCGGAUCCCAUGAGCGCGGAAGCAGGGCGCAAGUAUAGGUACAGCGUCCUGGAGAAGGGGGGCGGACAGCCCGAGAUGACGACGUUGUUGGAGUUCCUCGGUCGUGAGGUCCGGAUGGAGCCCUUUUAUGAGGAAUUGGGAUUAUCGGCGUAGAUUGACCAUUUCAUUUGGGAAGUGGUGGCUUCUCAAAGAUGGCGAGUAUCCCUGGUGGUUGCUAGGAUGCCCAAGGUGCUUAGGAUAGGUAGAAACAAGGAUAAAUGUCAAGUUAUACUAAUCGCGUUUCUUCGUAGAAUCUGGAGAGGCUUUACUGGCUUAUCAACUUUUAAGUCCCUUCCUGUCUAGGAUUAC
Colletotrichum godetiae is the source of this 2888-nucleotide messenger RNA. Its product is annotated as metallopeptidase MepB. Bases 414 to 2693 code for a protein of 759 amino acids. Lineage: Eukaryota; Fungi; Ascomycota; Sordariomycetes; Glomerellales; Glomerellaceae. The transcript is spliced from 3 exons. Gene Ontology annotation, molecular function: metalloendopeptidase activity. Gene Ontology annotation, biological process: proteolysis; peptide metabolic process. The record is from RefSeq and is a predicted model, not a curated record. Gene Ontology annotation, cellular component: mitochondrial intermembrane space.